Molecule: messenger RNA, 1641 nt
Organism: Lasiodiplodia theobromae
Lineage: Eukaryota; Fungi; Ascomycota; Dothideomycetes; Botryosphaeriales; Botryosphaeriaceae
Product: U4 tri-snrnp-associated protein
Exons: 1
Coding region: 1-1641 (546 amino acids)
Biological process (GO): spliceosomal complex assembly; protein deubiquitination; mRNA processing
Molecular function (GO): zinc ion binding; cysteine-type deubiquitinase activity
Source: RefSeq, a predicted model, not a curated record
AUGUCCAAGCGGCAGGCUGAUUCGCUCGAUGAUGCAGUCCAGAGCGACUCGCCUGCAGCCAAACGAGCCCGCACCGAAGAGCUCGCCGACGAGAACGAGGCAGCUCGUGCCAAUGGCUUGCCCAUUCGCCAGAACGGCCGCCACACAUCGCCCCAGCGCGGGCAGGCAGAUGUUGCAGAGGAGGCAGGCGCACUGGGCGACGAGGACGACGAGCCCGCAGUCACUGCUCCGGCGCGCCAGGCAGCUCCGGCCGAGGGCUACAAUGAUCUUUACCUGGACACAAUUGAUAGGAAGGUCUUGGACUUCGACUUUGAGAAGCUAUGCUCGGUCACGCUGUCGAAUAUCAACGUCUAUGCGUGCUUGGUGUGCGGGCGCUACUACCAGGGCCGCGGGCCAAAAUCGCAGGCAUACUUCCACGCGCUGGACGAGGGCCACCAUGUCUACAUCAACUUGGAGACGAAGAAGGUAUACGUCCUGCCGGAGGGCUACGAGGUGAAGAGCAAGUCUCUCGAGGACAUCAAGUUUGUGGCGGACCCGAGGCUUUCGAAGGAGGAAGUAAUGAAGCUCGACAAGGAACAGAAAUCCGCCUGGGAUCUCGUCGGCCGCAAAUAUAUACCCGGCUUUGUUGGUAUGAACAACAUCAAGGCCAACGACUACUUCAAUGUCGCCAUACACGCUCUCGCACAUGUCACCCCCCUCCGCAACUUCUUCAUGAUCGAAGACCUCUCCACCAGGCCCCAGCUUGCCCAACGUUUCAGCACACUGGUGCGCAAGAUCUGGAAUCCGCGCGCGUUCAAGGCGCACGUCUCGCCCCACGAACUCUUGCAAGAGAUUGCCUUACGCUCGUCCAAGCGCUUCACCCUCACCGAGCAGUCUGACCCUGUGGACUUCCUUCAGUGGUUCCUCAACAACCUGCACCUCUCUCUUGGCGGAAGCAGGAGCAAGCCUGGUUCCAGCAUUGUGCAGCGCGUCUUCCAGGGCAGCUUGAAGAUUGAGUCGCAGCUCAUCACGGCACGCGCCGACGCGGCUGACCGCCUCCGGUUUGAGGACUCCGAGGUGCAAUCUGAAAAAAGUCAUUUCAUGAUCCUGACUCUGGAUCUGCCGCCUCGCCCAGUCUUCCAAGAUGAGUUGGAGAAGAACAUCAUUCCUCAGGUACCGCUGACGAGAAUCCUGUCCAAAUACGACGGCGUCUCGGCGCAAGAGCACCUGAACUACCGCAAGCGCUACCGCCUGCUGCACCCUCUGCCGCCGUACCUGCUCUUCCACAUCAAGCGCUUCAGCAAGAAUAAGUUCGUCUCCGAGCGCAAUCCCACCAUCGUCACGUUCCCCACGCGAAGCCUUGACAUGAGUCCUUACGUCGAGCCUAACCCUGCAAUUCACCCGCCAGGUGAACCAAUCUGGUAUGACCUCGUCGCAAACAUCACGCACGAGGCCGUCCGGAUUCGGGACGACAGCGUCGAGGGGGAGUCGGAGAAGAAGGUGUGGAGAGUGCAGCUGCGGGAUAAAAGCCGCGAGGACUGGCUCGAGGUGCAGGACUUAUUUGUCGAAAAGGCGCGCGCGGAGACACUGUUCACGAAGGAGAGCUAUGUGCAGGUCUGGGAGAAGCGGAGGGAGCCGAGAAAGGGAAAGGCCAAGGCGUAA